This is a messenger RNA of Esox lucius (northern pike), 1540 nucleotides long. It is a transcript of the gene haao, whose product is annotated as 3-hydroxyanthranilate 3,4-dioxygenase. Gene Ontology annotation, cellular component: cytoplasm. Lineage: Eukaryota; Metazoa; Chordata; Actinopteri; Esociformes; Esocidae. The record is from RefSeq and is a predicted model, not a curated record. Gene Ontology annotation, molecular function: 3-hydroxyanthranilate 3,4-dioxygenase activity; iron ion binding. Gene Ontology annotation, biological process: quinolinate metabolic process; 'de novo' NAD+ biosynthetic process from L-tryptophan. Bases 111 to 971 code for a protein of 286 amino acids. The transcript is spliced from 10 exons.
UUUAACUCAAUCUGGCUCUCUAACAUAGAAACAAAAAACAGUCAGCAAGUGAAUCAAUUCACAAAGGCAUUUUUUGUUAUUGCUGAAACAAUUUACAUCAGUUAGCAAUAAUGACUGGAAAACACCUUGUGAAUGUGGAAAAAUGGAUUGCAGAGAAUGAAAAAGCCUUUCUGCCACCAGUGUGCAAUAAACUAAUGCAUUUUAGUCAGCUGAACAUCAUGUUUGUUGGAGGUCCCAACACCAGAAAGGACUACCAUAUAGAGGAAGGUGAAGAGCUCUUCUACCAGGUCAAAGGUGACAUGUGUCUGAAGGUGGUUGAGAAUGGCAAACACAAGGAUGUGCAUAUCCGCGAGGGUGAGAUGUUUCUGCUCCCAGCCCGUGUCCCCCACUCCCCCCAGAGACAAGCGAAUACUGUGGGCCUGGUGGUGGAGAGGAGGAGGCUUCGAUCAGAGACAGACUGUUUGAGGUACUAUGUUGAAGGUACGACAGAACCACUUUUUGAGAAAUGGUUCUACUGUGAAGACUUGGGGACGCAGCUGGUGCCAGUUAUCCAGGAGUUUUUUGCGUCGGAGCAGUACAGAACAGGCAAGCCAAAUCCAGAUGAGGUGUUCAGAGAACCUCCAUUUCACAUGAACACCAUGCAUGUGAUGACCCCUUUCAACUUCAGAGAAUGGGUGGACACACAGCGCCCCUCCCUGGUCAACGGACACCCCAUGGACAUGUUCGGGUCCCAGUUUGAGACGGAGACCUUCCUGUAUGGGCCAGGACAAACAGAAGCUUCUAGAAGAGACACAGAUGUCUGGAUUUGGCAACAGGAGGGUGUCUCUCAUGUGAUGGUGGACGGCCAAGAGUUCCAACUUUCCAUGGGUGACAGUCUGCUCAUCCGUGGACACAGCGAGUACCAGUGGAGACGGACUGAGGGGAGCAUUGCCCUCUUUGUGGUUCAGAACCCAGAGAGGAAGCGAACAUGACAGUCUGUGUGACGGCUAAAGAAAGAGGGGCAGAAAUACUGAGCAGAAUCUGUUGCUUCACAGAACAUUACUGUUGGUCCGCCACAGUUAUAAAUACUGUUGAAUAUUAACUUUUGAGAUGAAGUGGUCUUUUCACAAAUGUAGUAAUUUACAUAUGUUUGGUGUUAUAAUCCCUUACAUUUUUGAACACCUCCUGAAGUGUUAAUGGAAAGCAAUGUCUAAUAGCUGAAUUGUAAAUGUGCAUUUAUGCUAUUAUAAAACAGCUUUAUUGCGUUGACAACAAUUGAACAUUGUUAACAUGUAUGAAUAUGGGGUGAUGGUCUAUUGUGUGUUAUCUGUUACCAGCCGGUGCUUUGAAAUCGUCAUUAAAUACAGAAGUUAAAACAAACUUCCUAUUAAACCUCCCAAACAUUAAACCACAUACUAUCACAACGUCUAUCGUUAACAUGCAAAAAAACUGAUGCAACAUGUUACAUUCACUGAACACUAGAGAACAACAGAGACUACUUGUUUCUCUGUUAAGUCCAAACAACAUUAAGUAAGAUCGCCAAAUAAAACAGUCUUUAGGA